This is a messenger RNA of Bufo gargarizans (Asiatic toad), 558 nucleotides long. RefSeq names its product chymotrypsin B-like. The transcript has 5 exons. The record is from RefSeq and is a predicted model, not a curated record. Lineage: Eukaryota; Metazoa; Chordata; Amphibia; Anura; Bufonidae. The coding region runs from base 1 to 558 and encodes 185 amino acids. Gene Ontology annotation, molecular function: serine-type endopeptidase activity. Gene Ontology annotation, biological process: proteolysis.
AUGCGGACAGCACACCGUGUUGUUCUUGGAGAACAUGACAGAAGUUCCUCUGCUGAACCAAUCCAGUCCCUGGCCGUAUCACAAGUUUUUACUCACCCAGAUUGGGAUUCCAAUGCCAUCACUAAUGACAUUUCCUUGAUAAAACUAGCCACUCCAGCUGUUAUUGGCUCAACUGUAUCCCCAGUGUGCUUAGCUAAUCCCGGUGACGUGUAUGAUGGCCGCAUCUGUGUUACAAGUGGAUGGGGAAAGACAAGAUGGUUUGCCCUUUCCACUCCUAGCAAAUUGCAGCAGACAGCCUUGCCUGUGUUGUCUAAUGAACAAUGUAAGACCCACUGGGGUACUAACAUCAGUGAUGUCAUGGUCUGCGCUGGAGCUGCUGGGUCAUCUUCCUGCAUGGGUGAUUCUGGCGGACCUCUUGUGUGUCAAAGAAAUGGUGCUUGGACACUGGUUGGUAUUGUGUCAUGGGGAAGCAGCACAUGCUCAACAUCUACUCCAGCUGUCUAUGCACGUGUCACUGAGCUCCGUAGCUGGGUGGACCAGAUUAUUGCUUCCAACUAA